Molecule: messenger RNA, 451 nt
Organism: Belonocnema kinseyi
Lineage: Eukaryota; Metazoa; Arthropoda; Insecta; Hymenoptera; Cynipidae
Product: CDGSH iron-sulfur domain-containing protein 2 homolog
Exons: 3
Coding region: 167-451 (94 amino acids)
Cellular component (GO): intracellular membrane-bounded organelle
Molecular function (GO): 2 iron, 2 sulfur cluster binding
Source: RefSeq, a predicted model, not a curated record
AGUGUCGCAGUGUGCAACACUGCUGGUGUCAAGAGUGACAAGUAAAAGCUGGCGUGUGUGAGGUUUUACAUGUGUAUGUAAUUAUUCGCAAGAAUCGAGGUUCAUAAAAGAUAGAAAACUUGAUAAAUUUCACUUGUCACUUAAAACUACUUUGCACUUUGCCAAAAUGGAACCUGUAGCACACCUUAUUAAAGUUUCAAUUCCCAACUACUUGUCAGGAUUACCGAUUCCUGACUCGAUAGGAGGAUGGUUUAGACUUGGAGUCAGAGAUUGGCUGAGUUUAAUUCCACCAAGUGCUAUGUUAGCCGGGCUAGGCUACAUGUCUUACAGAGCAUUUUGUCCUCUAGCUAGACCAUUUUCCAUGGGUAUUUUACCUGUUUUCUACGUAAAAUACUUCACUCAUGCAUUUUACGUCAAAAACCUCCAGUUGCGCGUAACUUCACAUUCCUGA